AUGGCUUAUUAUUCUUCCUUCCUUGCAACUGUUUUCAUUCUCUUACCUUUAGCCUUUGCUACCAACUCGCCGCCGCUUCCCCCCUUCAAACGCAUCUACCAGUUUGGCAAUUCCCUCUCCGACACCGGAAACCUACUACGCCUCCCCGGAGGAACUAUGUAUUACCCCGCCUACCGCCUACCUUACGGGGAAACCUUCUUCCAUAAAGCCACAGGUCGCUUCUCUGACGGUCGCCUCAUCGUCGACUUCAUCGCCGCCGCCCUCAAGCUCCCGUUCCUCGACGCUUACCUGGACGGCAACGCUUCAUUCGCUCACGGCGUUAAUUUCGCCGUCGCCGGUGCGACGGCGCUCGACGUAGGUUUUUUUGCAGAGAGGAACAUUAGCAUCUCCAAUUUCAAACCGCCGAUCAGCACGCAAUUGGAGUGGUUCGAGACGCAUCUCGAAUCCGCUGCGCUCUCGAACUGCUUCGAGAAUUCGCUUUUCAUUUUCGGAGAAUUUGGAGGGAACGACUACAUCCCCUUCUUCCGCCAAGGAUGGUCAGCUGAAGAGGCUAGGACUCUCGUCCCUCACGUCGUCGCUGCAAUUAUUCACGGAAUUAAACGGAUCGUCCAGCUCGGAGCAAAGCGGAUCCUCGUUCCCGGCUUCUUCCCGUCCGGAUGCGGUCCGUCUCAACUGGCCUCUUCCAACUCCUCCGAUCCGUCCGAUUACGACGGCCUUGGAUGCCUGAAAUCGCCUAACGCUUUCAGUUCCUACCACAACCGCUUUCUAAGACGCGCUCUGUCUUCUCUCAAUCGGCAACUCUCCGGCGAGGGCGUUGUGAUCGUUUACGGCGACUACGAAGGCGCUUUCCUGGAAAUUCUCCGGAAAUCGUCUUUGUAUGGAUUCGAUAGGGAGUGGUUGCACAAAGCCUGCUGCGGACCGAGCGGGGAGAAGUAUCGUUAUGACUACCCCAAACCGUGCGGAACCAAUGGCACUGACGUAUGUCCCCGCCCUGCUCACGCCAUGCAUUGGGACGGCAUUCAUCUCACCGAUGCAUCUUAUCAUCGUAUUUCUCAGAUUAUUAUUCGUAAGUCCAUAACUAAGCUGAAGAUCUAUAAGUGUUAG
Messenger RNA from Ipomoea nil (Japanese morning glory), 1104 nucleotides. RefSeq names its product acetylajmalan esterase-like. NCBI's taxonomy places the organism in Eukaryota, Viridiplantae, Streptophyta, Magnoliopsida, Solanales, Convolvulaceae. The transcript has a single exon. The coding region runs from base 1 to 1104 and encodes 367 amino acids. Gene Ontology annotation, molecular function: hydrolase activity, acting on ester bonds. The record is from RefSeq and is a predicted model, not a curated record.